This is a messenger RNA of Trichoplax adhaerens, 625 nucleotides long. RefSeq lists its product as hypothetical. Gene Ontology annotation, molecular function: myosin heavy chain binding; calcium ion binding. Bases 61 to 576 code for a protein of 171 amino acids. The transcript has 7 exons. The record is from RefSeq and is a predicted model, not a curated record. Lineage: Eukaryota; Metazoa; Placozoa; Uniplacotomia; Trichoplacea; Trichoplacidae. Gene Ontology annotation, cellular component: cytoplasm; myosin II complex.
ACUGAAGCAGACGCCUUUUUUACUCCUUGUUCUUUGGAAAAUUCCAGUGUUAUUAGGAAAAUGGCUGCUCGUCGUGCCGGUAGAAAAGUACCGAAGAAGCGAGCCGUAAGGGCCACUUCUAACGUCUUUGCUAUGUUCGAUCAGACACAAAUCCAAGAAUUUAAGGAGGCUUUCAACAUGAUCGAUCAAAACCAUGACGGAUUUGUCGACAAAGAAGAUUUGCACGAUAUGUUAGCAUCAUUAGGAAAAGAUCCAACUGACCAGUAUUUGGAAGAUAUGAUCAAUGAAUCUCCAGGCCCUAUCAAUUUUACUAUGUUUCUGACUUUGUUUGGAGACAAAUUAAAUGGGACGGAUCCGGAGGACGUAAUACGGAAUGCCUUUGCGCUGUUUGAUGAAGAUGGAAAAGGAAGAAUUCAUGAAGAACAUCUUCGCGAGUUAUUAAUGACCAUGGGUGAUAGAAUGACAGAAGAUGAGGUAAACGAUAUGUUUCAUGGUGCGCCAAUCGAUUCGUCUGGAAAUUUUGAUUACAUUGCAUUCACCCGAAUUUUAAAACAUGGUACUAAGGAUGAAAAUUAAGCGUCAUGUUAACAAUUUCCAUGAUCAAACAUAUUUCUAAAGGUUGAUA